Molecule: messenger RNA, 3065 nt
Organism: Drosophila elegans
Lineage: Eukaryota; Metazoa; Arthropoda; Insecta; Diptera; Drosophilidae
Gene: Pkd2
Product: polycystic kidney disease 2-like 2 protein
Exons: 9
Coding region: 99-2951 (950 amino acids)
Biological process (GO): detection of mechanical stimulus
Cellular component (GO): membrane
Molecular function (GO): calcium channel activity
Source: RefSeq, a predicted model, not a curated record
CACAACAUUAUUCAGUCUGCCCUGGAGCGUGCAACUUGAAAUAUUAUUAUUUUUCCUUGUGAAAAAGAACAGCCAACAAAUUCAAGUUUCUGCUUAAAAUGGCCCAGCAGGGCCAGGGCGAGAGACCCGCGGGAGGACCGCCAAGACCUGCUCCGCCCCGCCCACCGAAAACGACACCGCCCCGUGGAACGACAGCGGCGUCGACUCCGGGCGAAGUGACUCCGGCUCGAGGACCACCGCCCCCACCAGCAACAAAGCGCGUCUCUAUUGGUAUUGGAGCGGAGAAGCCGGCUUCCAGCAGAGCCACCCGUACUAUUCCACCUCCUGCAACGGUUCCUGGUGGACUACCGUCGACAUCUCACUGGAAACCUGUAAAGGAUUCCGGUCCCCCAUCACCCCAAAGGGCAAGUCUUCGGGACUCUGGUCCAUCGUCAUCGCCGGGAAAAGCAGCAAAAGAUUCCGGUACAGCAACAGCGCCAAGGACAAGUAUUCAGGAUUCCGGUCCGGCGACAUCAUAUCCCGGGACAAGUGUUCAAGAUUCGGCUGCUCGUCGAUCCAGUUCUCUUGAUCCCGGAACUCAACGAUCAAGUGUUCAGAUAUCCAUGUCGACGACAUCUCCACGUAAGAGUACUGGCGAUGCCCGCAUAUCUUUUCAGGAAGCUGCACCAUCGACAUCUGCAAAAACGUUUAAGCUGGCUGCUUCCGAUCCCGGUUCGGCAAAGCCUUCAUUGAGGGAAAAACUUGCCGCAUUUGGAAAGAAGAAGAAAGAAGAGAGACCGAGACCGAGUACUACGUCCUCGACCCGUGAGCAUAGGAUUCCUUCGAUAAACGGACCCUCAGCAUUACAAAACAGAGCCAAAACGAAUCGCAUCCUCUACACCACCGAUGAAGAGGUGCGCGAAGCCCUCGUGGAGUUCUCCGUGUUCAUCAUUUUCCUUAUCCUAACUUCGCUGGUCGUUUUGUCGGUUCGUCACUCAUACAUGUUCUAUUUCAACGACACGAUGAAGAAACUUUUUACCACCCGGGAACUGGUCGUGGCACCCUCGGUCACGGUUUGUUUCGAAAAGCUGAUAACCGUCCCGGAUUGGUGGGACUACCUGAUCUACAACUUUCUGAUAACGCUCCACGGCGAUAUGACUUUUGUUGACGGCCAUUCAACGGCCAACAGUACGAACAAAGAAAAACCGACCCAAGAGCCUACGAUUCCCGAAGACAAUGAGGAAUCGCCCGAGGAAUCGGACGAGUUGCCGCCCGAGGAGUCGCCUGAAAUCUCUGACUCCGAACCGGACAGGUUGCAGGAGGGUUUCCAAUAUCCCGGUAAUCCUGGCGACGACUGGGAGGCGGGAGGCCGAGCGAUCCGACAGGCGGACGGCAGCGAAGACAGUGAGGAAACCGACGAAACACUGGGAUCAAAUAUCAAAAACAAUGUGACCUCACAUCAUCUGGAGGGCCGUGUAUUUCUAUACGAGAACUUGCUCCUGGGUCCGCCACGCCUCCGGCAAAUCAGAGUGCGGAAGGAGAGCUGCUACGUGAACGACGCCUUCAUACGCUACUUCAACACGUGCUAUGCCGCAUAUUCCAGCGGAGCGGAGGAUCGUACGGCCAUUUACAAAGGUACGCGGUACCAUACGAUGAACGACCUUGACUCCACGCCCAUCUGGACAGUACUGGCUUUCUACCGCACCGGCGGUUACACCGUGGACUUGGACUAUGACAAGGAGAAAAACCUGAAGACCAUCACAGAUCUGAAGAACAUUCACUGGUUAGACCGGGGAUCGAGACUAAGUCUGAUAGAGUUCAAUUUGUACAACGAAAACACGGACAUCUUUCAAAGCGUCAAGUUGAUUGCGGAGAUUCCGCCAACGGGCGGUGUGAUACCACAGGCUCAUCUGCAAACUGUGAAAGAGUACUCCUUUUUCACGGACCGCAGCAUGGUUAUGACUGUGAUCUACAUUUUCUGGUACAUUAUGAUUAUUUACUAUACCAUCCAAGAAGUCUUUGAACUUCGAAAAGCCGGAUUUAAAAAUUACUUUUUCUCGAUGUUAAAUAUUCUCGAUUGCGUUAUAUUGCUGGGCUGUUACCUUGCUUUAGUAUACAACGUUUGGCACACCUUUUGGGUUCAGUCAAUCACUGCCAGGGCCCGCGUCGAAUUGACUUAUCAAAGUCUUGAUGUGCUUUGUUUCUGGAAUAUAAUUUAUGUGGAUAUGAUGGCCAUUUUGGCCUUUCUCGUGUGGAUAAAAAUAUUCAAGUUCAUUAGUUUCAACAAAACACUCGUGCAGUUUACGACCACACUGAAAAGGUGCUCCAAAGACUUAGCUGGCUUCAGUUUAAUGUUUGGAAUCGUAUUUCUCGCCUAUGCCCAGCUGGGUCUUCUUUUAUUCGGCACCAAGCACCCAGACUUUCGUAAUUUCAUUACAUCCAUUCUGACCAUGAUAAGGAUGAUUUUGGGCGACUUUCAGUAUAACCUCAUUGAGCAAGCCAACCGAGUUCUGGGUCCCAUUUAUUUCCUCACCUACAUCCUGCUUGUGUUCUUCAUUUUGUUGAACAUGUUUCUGGCCAUCAUCAUGGAGACCUAUAACACGGUGAAAAGCGAAAUCACCCAGGGCCGCAGUCACUUGGGCUCCUAUAUCUAUAAGAAACUUACGGGAAUGCUUUACUGGAUAACCCACUGUGGACGGAAGCGUCGAAAUCAACCUCCGGCCACAGAGACCGAAGAAAAGGAGGCGGAGCAGGAUGCCGAUGCUGCCCAGGACGAACCCCAGGAGUUGCGAAAGAAUCUGACGCCAGCAGAGGCACGCUACUUUCAGGAUAUUCCACCAGAACAAAACCAAGAUAUGGUUCGACUUAACAAUCGUGUGGGUCUGCUGGAAGAAAUUUUGGAAAAGUUAAUCACCAAUAUGGACGAUAUUCUCAAACGUGUUGAGAAGGAGCGCAAUACAAAAAAGAAGUAGAGAUAUUUAUUUCCAUUGUGUUUAUAACUAUCUUAACUUUAUUCUGUUACUUAAUGUCAUUUGAGUUAGUGAGAAAUUGCAUAACACCUCAGUUGAAUAAAUUAUUAUAAAAUC